CUAAAACUUGUUUGAGGUUAUAAAAACAUAUUGUCUGGUGUAAACAUUGCAAUACACAGAUUAUUUUUCAUUAUUUAUUACAGAAAAUACUACAUUUUCUAUUUAUUUUUAUAUCUAUAGUAACAAUGAACGGAUUAGGUUUAAGAAUCAAUCGUGGCGGAGGUGGAAAAUCUAAGAAUUCAAUUGCAUUUUCGCCUAUUCAGAUUCCACAUACGUUAUUUGAAAAUGCAGCUGAAUCAACUGAAGAAAUUCAGGCAUUUAUGGAAUCAACGAGUACGGACGACCAAUUAGUAAUAUUAAAAAAUAUAAUAGAAGCAAGCAAGGAAGGAUUUGAUAAUGUUGUGUUAAAGUUUUUGGUUGCCAUUUUUUUCCAUGCUGAGGCUAAACAUCCUAUAAAGUGUUUUAUAUCAAGGCACAUAAUUAAAAAUGGCAGGUUACAGCAACCAUUUUCUGAUGAGCUGGCUUCUCAGGUGCUUUCACACAUAUCGGAGAACCCAUCAGACUACAAGCAGUGUGUGGACACUGUGGGCAAGCUGAUGUUGAGCAUUGAGAACUUUCCGCCCGGUGUAGUGGCUCUGCGGAGUGUGGACGUCACUCUAGCAGAGUACUUGAAACAUUGCUUGCAGUGCUGUGUUACUACUCUCAGAGAGCAGAACACAUUAUCCCCAACAGAAAAGAACGAAAUAUUCAACCUGUGUCAUCUGACAUUGCGAUUACUUCUACAUAGCAUUCAGAAGAGUACAGAUGAUAGUUUAAGUAAAUUGAUCCUUAUGUUCGACGACAUAAGGUUGAAUAUCCAUGAGCUGAUGUAUGACGAUGAUGUUCCUAUGGACACAAAGUCGGUUGGUGGGAUAUUGUACUUGACCAUGCAUGUUACGGAGAAAGGAACUGACAGUUGGAUACAAGUACUAAACUCGAGCAGUGCAAGCAGUGACCUGAGCAAGCUGAUGGAGUUGGAAGCAGGUCGGCUGAGCCUGUACUCCGCCGUGCCCACCGUGGUACUGGCUGACCAACUCCUCACUCGGAGCGCGGAUGAUGGAGUCGCUAUCCUUGUACUUACUGACAGGAUACUCGAGAUUGGGGAAAGUUCCUCAGAGUCAGCCAUCAUCCUGGGCGUGGCCCGUACCCUGCUGCAAAUCAGCAAGCUCCUAUUACAGCUACCCAACAGUCAUGAAAGUGGCGACAAACGCGAUAGUGACGACAGUGGCGACAAUGUGGUGGGGCUAUCCCUAGUGGAGUCCCUGCUUCGGUUCGCGUGGGGCCACCUGGAGCACCACAUGGACAGCGUCAGGCACCUCACCGCGCAGAUGUUGGGCGCCGUCGUCAAGUACUGCGCCUAUAUGGACGCCAAACGCUGUGGAGCAGCCCUGUCGGCCCUGUGUACCGCCAUGUCCCGCCUGGACCGUACCCGCAAGAGUUACUACGUGUGCGCGUGGAGCGCGGCGCUGCAGCUGGCGCCGGCCGCGCUGCUACACCUGCUGCCGCCCCAACCACUCGUCGCCGCGCUCAGGGACUCCGCGCUAAGGAACACGGCGAGCACAGCUCUAGAGGCGAUGUUAGACAAGUUGUGUUCGGAGUGCGACACUGCACUAAUAAGCACGGAGUUAGUGCAGCCGUGCUUGCUCGCUGCACGGACCAGUGAAGACGCGGGGGAACUCGCCGUGCUGGAGAAACUACUCGUGCGGGCAUGUACCAAGCGGGAACAGUUGCUGCAGGACUUGCUAUCGUACAUCAAGUCUGCUCGUGCAGCGGCGUCUGCGCAGGAACUCAAGUGUGUGCUCAUGUUGGUGCGGGUGGCGCGGGGGCUGGGCGCCGCGGGGGCCGAGCCCCGCGAGACGGGGGCAGAGCCCCACACGUGGCGGGGACUCAUCAGCUACGAUUUACUCAAGCGGGCUGCUGUAGACGCCGUGGAUGAGACGCGCAUCCUGUCCCUGUCGGUGGUGUCGCAGUGCCCCCGCAGCACGGAGCCCCUGCGGGCCGGGGAACUGCAGCAUGUACUGUACUUCCUGCGGUACAACUGUAAUGUACAGCAACCCAACUUCAGGCAACUCAUACUCUCCAAUAUGAUCAAGGUCAUAAAACGCCUAGAAGACAGCUACAAGGUACUUCGGCGCCAGAUGCACGUGGAAGGUGUAUCCGCGGAGGUGGCCAACUACUUGCAGUUCGCGGAGGAGCUGCGGCGACAAUGUUUCGCCAGUCUCGUCCCGGGUGCCAACUACAGUCGCCGGUUCGUGGCGCUGCAGGUACUGGCGUGGUGCGAGCAGAUCUCCUUGGAAGGAUACCACAAGAGCUGGGAGGCGGAGUACGUGGAGAAGCUCCUGCUGCACCUGGAGGACAGCUACGAGAACAACAAGGGACUCGCACUCGACGUCCUCGGCAGCUGUCCCAAGGAACUACUCACGAGGAAAGACUACUCUAUCAGCUUGGACUUAGAGGACAUAAUCCGCCAAGCGUCGUCGCUGAAGCCGACAGACUGCGUGUCGGCUGGUUACAAGCUGGAACUGCUGAGGACCCGCCUGCCUGGGGCCAUACUGCAGGGGGAACACAGUGCGUGCGCAGUAAUAUUCCACCUGUCGCGGGUCCUGCUGGGCCGUGCGCGUGCGCAGCUGAGUGAGUGCGCGCGCAGCAUCGUGCGCGGCGCGGCCCGCGCGCCCAUGUACGGCCUGCUGCACUGCAUCAAGUCCGUGCUGGUCAAAGUCGACCCUGAGGCGAUAUCUCAGGACGAGCAAUGGACGGCUUUGAUAGCGGAAAUAAUUGACACGUGCAUGGAAGUGAACGCGGCCGUGGCGUGCGUCGUCAACAACUCCUCGCCCGAGGGACAUCUGCCCAUGGACAUGACCGUGCAGAUCUCUGACCAUGGGAACUCUGGUAACGUGACCCUGGAGGACGGGCGGCAGGUGACGGCGCAGAUGGUGCUGCUCUGCGCCUGGCGGUCGGUUAAAGAGGUGUCGCUACUACUGGGCGAGAUAUGCGCGCGACUUACUAUCCGGGAAGAGUGUGCGUCAGGCGCGGGGUCGGUGACCGCGGAGCAGUUGCGGACUGUGGGGGAGCACUACACGGCGCUGCUGGGGGACACGCAGCACCGCGGGGCCUUCGAGCAGGCCUACGUCGGGUUCACCAUGCUACUCGACAGACUGUGGCGCUGCCGGGCUGCGGCGCUGCACGGUCUGCCGCGGCGCUGGCUGCAGCGCCUGCUGGGCUCCAUGGCCGCCGCCACCACGCCGCCCACCAGGAGGAGCGCUGGGAUACCCUUCAUCAUACAGGCGCUGGUGACGACGGAGGUGGCGGUGCAGGAGCACGACGCCUGGCUGCACCACGUGCUGCGGCAGCUGCUGCAGCUGGUGGGCGGGUCCUGUCCCGCGGGCCGCACGCACGCGCUGCACGUGCUGCGCGCGCUGGUCCGGCACGCGGCGCUGGGCGCGCGCGCCGCGCCGCUGCUGCAGGACGUGCUCUGCGCCGCGCUGCGGGCCUUCGACGCGCGCUCCUGGCCCGAGCGUAACUCGUCGACCCUGUUACUGAGUGCACUGGUGCAGCGAGUGUUCGGCGUGCAGCGGACCACGAUGACCGGACGGAUCUUCUUCCUGCGCUACCCACAGGUCUACGACUUCAUGCUGGAGAAGCUGCAGGAGGCGUCGAGUGCGGCGGACAGUACAGUGGUGCGGCCCUCCCUGUACCCCGUGCUACUGCUGCUGGCCCGCCUCUACCCGUCCUCGCUCGAGGGGACCGUCUCCAACCUUAAGUUGGUGGCGUUCGUCCCGCACGUGAUGUCGUGCGCCGGUAGCUCGGUGCUCAAGACGCGCCAGUUGGCCGCCAAGGCCAUCGUGCCGCUCAUAUCGCCCGACAUGUACAUCCCGCACCUAGAGUCCACCCUAGAGCUGGUGCAGCACGAGCAGACGAAGGCCAACCACCUGCACGGACUACUGCUGCAGCUCGGGCGCCUGCUGCAGGCCGGGGCCCGCGCCGGGGGCCUGGCCCACUGGCACUGGGCCCCGCGCCUGCGGCCCGCACUGCGACAUCUACGGGGCCCCUGCUACCCCGUCGCAGACGAACUCAUCAAAGUCAUCAAUUUACUCGUCUUGAGGUCCCCGACUGCACCAGAAGACAUUAUAAAUGAAAUCUGUUCACAUCUUCACACGCUGAUAUUUGACACGCUGCCGACGGCUAUCAGUGCAGGUCGGGAUGUGUGCCUGGCGAAUGCUUUGUACCUGUACCUCAUAUUGGCGACCCGGUACCACGUCGCAGACCAGAGCACCCUGGUGCAUAGAGCAUUACAGCACAAAUCCUACGAAGUCAUACUCACGGCUCUAAACUACCUCCUCAUACUUCAUAAACAGUUGGAACCCGACAAUAACAUGUUCCAUGAACAUCUUGUAUCAAUAGCUGACCCAUCCACUCUGAAAGAAAUCAAAAAUAAGGACUACAUCCAACUACUGUGUGAUGUUCUGAAGAGCCACUACAUGGAGUGUCGAGAAAAAAGUUUGAAGAUCUUAGUACUUGAGGGGAACACACAGCGCGAUAUCAUAGAGACCAAAUACCAAACAGGGGUUACUGUGACUGAUGAUAUGGUCAUAGAGAAGUUGAUUGACUGCAUUCAGACAGAGUAUGAAACCCUGACUCACGUGUACUUGCAAAGUCUGGUAAACUUUGUGUCGGAGAGAAUACAGGCAGGGAGUAUAUGUAGCCGUGUGGUGCUGGACGUGGUGCGCACUGUGUACGAGUGCAGCUCUGCCGAGAACUGCGAGAGCACUAGGAAGGUAGCCGUCAGCUUCAUAGAGAGGAACUACCAACUGUUCAAGAUGGAUACCAGGCAACUGACUGCGGCUGAACAAUUUGAGCUGCAGGCGACAUUAUGGGCGAGUAUAAUAACGUUGCUGGAAGAUGACGAGGAGGUGAUCCGGCAGCGCGUGUCGGGCGUAGUGUCGGCGGAGCAGCGCGUGACCCCGAGCCGUGCGGCGCGCGUGGUACUGGGCGCGGUGCGCGCGGCCGGCGCCUCCCUGCUGGCGCUCGUCGCGCUGCUGGACUUCCAGUCCGUCGUCGUCGUGGCAGAUGACGUCAGCGAUGAGUGUCGAGUGUUCGACCAGAACGAGAGGUACAAUAUAUUCCUAGAAGAAAGUAUAUGGACAAUAGCGUGCGCUGAUAUCCUGGUAAAUGAACAUAAAGUAAAUAAUUCCAAGCUGCUGGAAAUCAUAAGCAGGCCAGAGUAUGAAGGAACUUUCCAGAAACUGUGCAAGGACAACGUGGAAAUGUACAAGAAAAUGGCCACAGGACACAAGCUACCACGAAGCGAGGCGCUCAACCCUAAGAUACAAUUACUAGUUGAUAAGUUACGUGAUACUGCCACGUAAUAAUUGUAUUGUGUUAGAAAAAUGUUAGAUAAUAUUUAUAUCGAUACCUUAAUUGGCAAACCAGCCAACUCCACAUUUGGUCAGUUAUUUUUUUUUUUUGUUUACAUAGUAUGAAACAAAAAAUAUGAUAGAAUUUUAAGUGUCUCCUGAAAAAUUUGCUCAUAAGGAGUUAGCUGGUUUGUCAAUUAUGUAAAAAAAUUGUAAAUAUGUACAGUAUGUACACAUAUCCUACCUAUUGCGCUGCAAUAAUUUACAUUAAGGAGAUAUUCCGUAAGAGCUGAAACUGUCCACAGCUGAAGAGCCUUUUAAUCACGAACGUUAGUGUUCCGUUACAAGUACAAGUAAUUUAAGAUAAAUACAGCAUUAAGAGAGCCCCUAAGUUUUUUUACAGUUACUUAAAGGAUAAGCGUUGCAGCACAGUUGAGAUUCCGCAAACCAUGGUAUUAAAUGACAUAAGUGUUUCCAAUGGAACAGACACAUGCAACUUAUUUGCAUCGUAUUUCUCUUCCACUUAUAUUAAACCAUCAGAUCAUAUCAUAACACCAACUGCUUAUCCAUCAAACAUUAAUUGUAUUGGCAACAUAUAUAUCAGUCAUGAAAAUAUCCUAAAAUAUUUAAAGGGACUCGACACUCACAAAGGUGCCGGACCCGACGCAAUUCCACCAUACUUUGUAUCAAAGUGCGCCAUGUCUUUAAGUCUUCCUUUGUUUAUCAUUAUAAAUAAAUCCAUGACAACGGGUAUAUUCCCGACUGCUUGGAAAGUUGCUAAAGUGGUGCCCAUUUUCAAGAGUGGUAACAAAGAAAUAAUUUCUAAUUAUAGGCCUAUAUCAAUUCUGUCCGUUUUCGCUAAGUCUUUUGAAGCUCUUAUCUAUCCUUAUUUGAAGAGUCAUUCCAGUCAAUUGUUUAUUGAUGAACAGCACGGUUUUAUUAGUUCUCAGCUACUGGUUGUCUAAAUAAAUAAAUAGGUAUUUAGUUAGCGUAAAAAAUGUUAUUUAAAAUAUCUAUUUUUAAAAUACUUUCAUGAUAUCUAUACAGGACAUUUUAAAAUGGGACAAAAAGUUAAUAAAAUAUAAUGAUACUGACA
Messenger RNA from Spodoptera frugiperda (fall armyworm), 6429 nucleotides. RefSeq names its product thyroid adenoma-associated protein homolog (gene THADA). Gene Ontology annotation, biological process: tRNA methylation. NCBI's taxonomy places the organism in Eukaryota, Metazoa, Arthropoda, Insecta, Lepidoptera, Noctuidae. The record is from RefSeq and is a predicted model, not a curated record. The transcript has 26 exons. Gene Ontology annotation, cellular component: cytosol. The coding region runs from base 126 to 5345 and encodes 1739 amino acids.